Messenger RNA from Acromyrmex echinatior (Panamanian leafcutter ant), 6757 nucleotides. RefSeq names its product Protein phosphatase Slingshot (gene ssh). Gene Ontology annotation, biological process: protein dephosphorylation; negative regulation of actin filament polymerization. Lineage: Eukaryota; Metazoa; Arthropoda; Insecta; Hymenoptera; Formicidae. The record is from RefSeq and is a predicted model, not a curated record. Gene Ontology annotation, molecular function: phosphatase activity; actin binding.
UCGUCCGCGUGUCGGUACGGCGUGAUACGCCUCUCGCUUUCGCUCGCGCGGAUGCGUGACCUGUCGCGCAUCGUGAACCCGGCGCGAAGUGGAACAGUGCUUGCGCGCCUCCCGGAGUCGUCGUUUCGCCUUUGUCGCGACGCGCGCCGGUCCGACCGACGGGGACGAUGUCUCGGGGAUACGCAACGUUCUGAAGCGCCGUCAAGGCGACGAGCAAAACCGCAUUUUAUCAAUGUUCCGUUCUGUCUACGAGACGAGUGCCGCGGUGAAAAAUUGAUGGAGUCGAGCGAUUAGCCGAGUCGAGUGCGCGGAGUGUCCUGUGAACUGACUUCGAUGGUCUUCGAAAAUAUUGAGAUGAGGAACCCUGCGGGGUUCCUGCUCGAGGACGCCAGGCACGGAUACAUCCAAUACAUUAGUCUGAGCGAAUGUUACUUCGCGGGCAAGGGCGCAGCCCUGGUUUUACCGCCGAACGAAAGGGCUCGUCCUUCGAGGCGAGUCUCGGCGGCAGGAUGCGAUAUUCAGCAACACUUACAGUCUAUGUUCUACCUGUUGAGGCCCGAGGAGACUUUGAAGAUGGCCGUGAAACUGGAGUCGGUGCAUCCAGGAAGGACGCGAUAUCUCGUUGUCGUUUCCUGCACGGGAAGGCAGGACGCCGAAGAGAGUUGUCUCCUCGGUAUCGAUUGCCACGCCAGGGCGACCGUUGGUCUCGUACUCCGAGUUUUGGCAGACACCGCUAUCACUCUCGACGGCGAUGGGGGUUUCAAGGUCAGCGUUUGUGGCCGUCAACACAUCUUCAAGCCAGUGUCCGUUCAAGCCAUGUGGUCGGCCUUGCAGACAUUGCACAAGGUAUCCGGUAAGGCACGCGAGCAAAACUAUUUUCUAGGUGGACUGUCGCAUGACUGGGUCAGUUACUAUGAGCAACGGAUCGAGAGCGAUCGCUCGUGCCUCAACGAGUGGCAUGCCAUGGACAAUCUGGAGUCCAAGAGACCACCGUCACCGGACAGCGUACGCACCAAGCCCAGGGAGAGAGAAGAGACCGAACGCGUGAUUCGAUCGACGCUAAAGGAGAUCAUGAUGUCAGUCGAUCUUGAUGAAGUUACUUCCAAAUAUAUUAGAGGUCGACUUGAAGAGGAUCUCGACAUGGAUCUCGGGGAAUUCAAACCGUUCAUCGAUCAAGAAAUGCUUACCAUACUAGGACAAAUGGAUGCACCAACCGAGAUAUUCGAUCAUGUUUAUCUCGGGAGCGAAUGGAACGCUAGCAAUCUAGAGGAACUUCAGAAAAAUGGUGUAAGGCACAUCCUGAAUGUCACUCGGGAAAUUGACAACUUUUUUCCUGGUAUGUUCACAUAUUUGAACGUACGUGUAUAUGACGAUGAGAAGACGGAUUUGUUGAAGCACUGGGAUAAUACAUUCAAAUACAUUACUAAGGCCAAAAUGGAAGGCUCUAAGGUGUUGGUGCAUUGCAAGAUGGGAGUGUCCCGUUCUGCCUCCGUGGUGAUAGCUUAUGCGAUGAAGGCUUACAACUGGGAUUUUUCCCAGGCGUGGAAACACGUUAAGGAAAAGCGCAACUGCAUCAAACCUAACAACAGCUUCCUCCUGCAAUUGGAAACGUAUCAGGGUAUUCUAGAUGCGAUGAAAAAUAAGGAGAAGCUCCAGAGAUCCAAAUCUGACACGAAUCUGAAAUCUCCCACUUCCACAAAAGAUCAAUCAAAAAAGGAAGAGAAAUCAGAUAAUAUAGAGAAUAAUAUGCGAGAGGUUUCAGGUUCGGAGUUGAAGAAAACUAGCCAGAGACCAAAGAGUUGGUCGCCGAAUGUUAAAGUUGCUGAGAAUAUGUUACCUUCCGUUCCCUUGUCGCAGUCAUUGGAAAGUAUUGAUAAAGCAGGAAAUACGGAAGUUACUCGAGAGGAUCUUCUUCGUGGCUCGAAUCAAAAACCAGCAAUAGAACAAGAAGCUCGAAACGUUCUAAUGCCCUGCGACAACGGGCAAUCUUACAGCGUGUCGCAAAAUAAAAUAAUGCACCUACCUGCUCCAACCCCUGGCACACCUAGCGUAAAGAAUAGGAUUAGUAAGUUAGAAACUCAGGGACAGAAGAGGAAGGGUCUAGUACUCAAUUUAACUAAUCAAUUUGAAGCGGCUAGCAGUAAACCAUCAUCGCCAGGAUCCGAUACGGACGCGAAAUCUCUGCCUCAAAGUUCGAUUGCGGAGGAUAACGCGAAACCAAUCGAGAACGGUCAUUCGCAUUGCGAGCAGUCGCAGGAAACACAAGAUAUUACGGCUUCCGUUUCGAGCGGUCUUUCCGAAAAGGAAACUUGGGAUCCCGGUGAAGAACAAAGGGAAAAGAGAAAAGAGAUGAGUCAGGAGUCUACUGAGAUCAACGAUAACAAUGAAUGUCUAGUCUGGACUGCGUCCGCGGAUGUAACAUGUGCUGAUAUGUGUGAUGACAAUAAAAUUGACAAAGGCGUGAAUGUAGAAAGUGAGUGUAACGUGAGUGUAAUGGCGGAUGCGACAAUUACAACGUCGGUCACAAUGACGACGACGACUACGACGAUGACUACGACGACGACGACGACGACGUUAUCGACGUGUCAUGAUGGUUUAGGAAAGAAAAUAAAAAAGGACGGCGAUCCAUUCAGCGCCCAACUCGAUCGAGUAUUCGAUCGUGAGGAAAGACGGGGUGAACCUGUCACAAGGGAAUCUCCGAGUCGGCAAAGUUCUUGGAGUAGUUACGACAGCGCAGUGGUUCUUGACAACAAUUCGGUGCACAGCUCGUGGGCUACCUUGCCGUCGAGAAAUAGUUCCUGGGGCUCUUAUGACAUGCGGCCAUCCGAUCUACUCGGAUCCAGUGGUCUGUUCCCGUAUGACAAAGAGGAAAUCCCGUGGCAUCCGGGGACGGUAAAACGCACUAAGCAGAAAUUGGAGGAGGGUACGACCGCAGGCGAGGUAAAGCGCGUGUGCACCCAGAACUCAACGACCACGGACGAAAAGAGCGAUAGGCUAACUACUGAAAUAGAUUCUGUUGCGGUCGAGACGUACAAUCCGAUGCUGUUGCAUCACAUGCCAUCGCCGACACCGCGAAGAAGGGACUCGUCGCCUACUCAGGAACAUAAUCUUAAAGUAGAAACAAAUAGAAACUCACCGAGCCCGGUAGGUAGCAUUGACAUCUCUCUUACGUCCAUGCGUCAGAUUGGAAGACUAUCUACAAGCGCCCCCGCGCCGUCCUCCCUACCCUCCGAGUCCGAUCUGCCUUUAUCUCUGAGAUCUUGCAGAUCAGAAAGCGAGACAUCCAGUCCAUGCGUCGUCAAUACUACCCAGUGCCCUUCUGUAAAACACCAUAAAAUGGUUUUGGAAAAUCUCUGUAACAAGUCUGUGUUCAGCAAGCGUUGUCUCUCCGUGGAUGAUUCUCCGGAAGAGUGUCCACGUAGCACGUCUGGGAUAGUUAAAAAUCUGAAGAAAGAGUUUGAGGCGAAGUCGACCAAGUUGGAGAGGAGUCCCGAGAACGCGUGCGAAGGCGAAAACGCGUCGGUGACAGCACGAUCCAAAAGGGACGUAAAAAUCAGGAGUUUGCCCUCAUCGCCAGUGAUCCCGCACAACGAGUCCAAAAUCCAAUCGUCGUCCAGCGUUGGCGAAACCAAAGACAACAAGCAUGGCAGGAGGAGCGAGACAACGCCACCGUCAUCGCAGGAUAAUAUGGAAGAUCUCUCUGUUAGAGUAUUGGUGGGGAAGUAUGAGGUUGCCAGGCCAGAAUCCAGGAAGAGCUCGGACGUCCAGUUGCGCGCGCACAAAGAUAAGGAUUGGGACGCCAUGGAGGUGCAUCCGCCAGCAAAAUCGAAGAUCGCGCCCGAGUUCUCGAGAAGGUCAGCGCCGAUUAUGAUCAACAAUCACUCUGCACCUCUGUUCAACGAGACACCGGAAGCUCCCGGCAGGCCGCCGGCAGUACCUUCGCCUAGUGUAGUCAUGGCCAGCGUAGUGGCUAAAGCAGCUAGUAAAAAGCAGCAACAACACGGUAGAACCCAUCCCCUCGCUAGGUUACAGGUCAGGCCUAGGCACAGCAGUCCCGUUUACAACACCAUGUAAUACAAGAGGCGACGCUCUUUUGUUUUCGCUCGCGGAUUCUUAAGCGCAACACGAGCGCAGCGCAUCUAAUCCGGACGAGUGUACUCAUGCGAUCACGUGAGUACAUCGCCGUGACGAUGAAAUCGUGUGAUCUCUUUAUGUUGGCGAUGAAGAUAUUGGGUUUUCGGAGCCAAGACGGUUGCGCCUGUUGUUCUAAGAGUAGAUCUUUUUUUCGUUGUACUCUUUUCUUCGUCGUUAUCGCUACAAUAUCUCGUACAAGCGUCGUCCUGUUCACCGAGAAAAAUGAUUUUGUCAUUUCGAUAAUGUAUCUUAUUAUUUAUAAGACGAUAAUCUCGUAUAAGUGUUCGGAUUUUUUACUGCGAAUUAACGACAGGCGCUUUAUGUUCCUUCUCGUCAACGUGUUUCUUGGCUUGACGUUAGUUCAAUUAUUUUAAGCUGGAAAUGCAACAAUCACGAGGCUGCGCGUCGAGAAGGGGGUCAACGUAAAUUCAGGAAAGAAUAAUUGCGUCGUUAUCCUACGUCAUUUUGUCGUAAGUUAGUGGAUUCAGAAUCAAACAUGCGUUAAAUAUGAAAAGUAAUCGCGAGUAUUGUGUGGGUGACUUAACGCGAAGGACGGCAUGAAAGUUUUAGUUCGCAAGAAAAGAAGGAUAAAAGAAAAAGAACCGAGUGCUCAGUCAGGCUGUGAAUGUAAGGUCUGAGCCUCGGGCGUACGAUGACCUUUCUUCUGCUUCGCUUUCUUGAUCUUUUCUUUGUUUUUUUUUUUCGUCGAAUACGACGUUAUCGCGUGAGACGAUAAAUCUCUGAUCUUCGAAGCGACUUUGUCGAUUUUGUCGUAACGGGAAAAGUUAUUAUAUGACGAGACCUCGAGAUAAUGUAAUAUUAAGCCACACUAUUAGUAAUUUAUAGGUGAUAAUGUGAUGUAGAGUGAUGUACAGUAUGCGAGAACACGAUGUAGCGAAGUGUGUUUUCUGUUGAGCGACUGUUUUCGGAAGCAUGAGUGCGUACGGAAGGGGGUACCGAAAUUCACGAGCUUCUAAUCGUUUCCGAAACCCCGAAAAUGAUUCCUCCUGAUCUUCUGUGUCAACGGCCAUAUUUUACAUGAGCAUGAGAGUUAAUACAAAAUUAGUUAGUUGAAGGUAAUAAUGUCGUAACAAGUGGAUUAGAUUUUUCUUAAAUUGUAAGAUAAUAAUUUAGUAUUGUAUGUAUAUCGUCUCUUAUUGAGGAAUGUGUCUUAGGCAAUUUCAAUUUUAAUGAAUCUGAUCUUGUUAGAUAUCAUCGAGCUUGAAACCUGCUGCCUCACGUUUAGGAGUUUAUAUAUGGAUUGCAUCUCUGCUAUUUAUAUACAAAAAAGAACCUCUUAGGCUGAAACGAUCGUUGUUCUCGCGAAUGUAGGUACCUCUCUUACUCAUUAAUUGUUAUUAACUUGCUCUUUGUACUCCUACUACUAUAGAUUGUCUUUAUCUCGAUUAAUUCAAAUCGGUUGAUCGUGUAACGCUUUUCAACGGCUGACGAUGCAGCGAUAAUAGUGCAUCAGAAACUCCCGCUAUUGACUCCUGUAAGUAAAGAAGUACGAUGAAAUAGCGGGGAUGGAUAUGUUGAUCCUCAUGGGUGCAUGCGCAUAUUGUACUUCUUCAUCAAUCGACCCUGGAGCACAUUGUAUCUAAGUGUCAAUAUUUUUUUAAAUACAUAUCAUCGACUCAUCGUUAAUUUUGUAAAUCACGCGCGUUUCCAUCGCGUCGCGGGAUUUAGUUAGACAAAAAAUGAAGGAAACCCGAUUUAUCGCGCAAAUUAACGACCAAUUUUAUACUCUGAUGUACUCUGACGAAUGCGACCGCUGCUAAGAGGCGCUUCACGAGCGCGUCGCGAUUAUCGUAUAUAAAUAUAUUUUAUUACAAACACAUUUCUCAACCAAAUUAGGCUCGUUGAUCGUUUAGAUUGUAGAUACGGGCGAAAGAUGUCCUGGAACAUAGUAGUAUCCCGAAUAGUCUGUUGGAUCGCACCUAGAGAUUAAAUAUUGUCUACUUAUACGAUUAAGUACAAUCUGAUGCGAUUUAGGAGGAGGAGGAGGAGGAUCUGUUUUUUUUCUCUGCGAUAUCUCGCAGCCGGAGGUGACUCGUCCCCUCUUUUUAAGUGCGAGUGUUGCGAGAAGCGUAGUUUUAAAGUCUCGAAUGUUGCCCAGCGUAGUCGACGAGUUUGGAGUAUACUUGAAUGCACAAGAUAUCCAAUGAUUCCCGUAUGGAAUCCAAUGUGGGUCGGAUAUCCGAUCACGUUAAUCGCCGCAAAAGUAUUAUGAAACAGGACGUGUCGUCUACGGCGCGAGUACCGAGAAAAGAAAAAGAGGAAAAAAAAACGCGAUGCGCUUUCUGCUCUCUCACCGUGUUUGUGCGCGAGCAAUCUUUUUUCUACACCAUGUCGCUUGUCAACCGAUGGAUUUGCUCGUGUCAAGUAAGUUUGUAUUGUCACAAAUCGAUGUGCUCAGUUUUAGUAAUUGUCCCCUGACCCUUCAUACCUUGUUCCUUCGACCGCUCCAAUCCCUCGUCUCUUAAGUCUUGCUUAAGUGUGUGCGUUCGCUCGAUACGAGAACUUGCUGUCAUAUGAGAAAUGAUGAUAAAACCGUACGUUGUUCUGUAUAAAUUUUGUACUAUAGUUUGUAUUAAAUAAAAUACAUUGUUUAUUGCUUGAG